GUUCUCCAGACUGACUGAACGAACGCAGAGACAGAGGCAACUUGGCUUGCUUCAAGUAAAGCACGGACUUUUCUACCAAAGACCAGACUGUCGUCCUGAUCUAAAAAGACCGCGGAAGCGUAGCGGUUAAACGGAACACAUACUCCGGAACCUGCUGGAGUUCAGCGUUUCCUGCUCCGCAAGCAAGCGACCUGUAGAAGUUUCAAGUCGUCAAGAGCGUCGGCGAUCGAGCAGCAAGCAGCGGCGAACGCCAUGUCGUCCUUCAAGGUGCGGCCGGCGCGACGGGAAGACGCCGAGGUCGUCCUGGCCAUGAUGCGCGAGCUGAACGACUUCCAGGAACUGCCGCCGCCGCUGAUCACCCUGGACGGACUCCGGCGGGAUGUGUUCGACAACGAGCGCCCUUACGUCAGCGUCAACCUGGCCGUCUCGCCUUCUCCGGACGGCGGUGAAGUGGUCGUGGGUCAGGUCAUCUUCUUUGUCAUAUUCGACGCCGUGUUGCUGAAGAAGCUGGUCUACAUCGAGGACAUCUACGUGCGUCCCGAGUACCGCUGCCGGGGCGUCGGUCUCGCCCUCUGGAAGUCGGCGGCCGACCAGGGAGUGCUUCGGGACUGCGACGGCUUGCGCCUUGAGGUGCUCGGCACCAACAAGGAGGCCGUGGACUUCUACGCGAAGCGAGGCGCCAGGGAUCUCGGUCCCCUGUACGGUUUCCAGCACUUCAAGCUCGUCUGGGACGCCCCCUCCGAUGGAAUGAAGGCGUGAUGGUGUUGUUUCACGUUUCAGACGGCACGCGGCGGAUCAUUUAAGGCCGCGCUGCCUGGCGGAACGGUUUCCUUUAAACAACGCACAAAACCUUUCAAGUCCAAGAAUAGCUGUGCAAUAACGCGUCCUU
Rhipicephalus sanguineus (brown dog tick) is the source of this 889-nucleotide messenger RNA. Its product is annotated as thialysine N-epsilon-acetyltransferase. Bases 253 to 759 code for a protein of 168 amino acids. Gene Ontology annotation, molecular function: N-acetyltransferase activity. The transcript is spliced from 3 exons. The record is from RefSeq and is a predicted model, not a curated record. NCBI's taxonomy places the organism in Eukaryota, Metazoa, Arthropoda, Arachnida, Ixodida, Ixodidae.